CAACACUUUUUUUUUUGCUUUCUUUUCUUUUCUUUUCUUUCUUUCUUCCUUUUUUUCUUUCUGUUUGUUGCAUGGAUUCUCUUUCCUUGACUUACUUGAUACCCUAUUGCUAGAUUUAUUCUAUACCGCAUAUCACGACCAUGGCCGAAGGAUCCUUCUCAGCCCCUCCCCAAAUCCACGCCUUCGACGGAGUCCUCUCCGACUUUGACGGAACGAUCGUUGACUCAACAGAUGCAAUCGUCAAACAUUGGCACAAAAUCGGCAAUGAACUGGGCGUAGACCCGAAAGCGAUCCUGGCUACAUCUCACGGACGAAGGAGUAUCGAUACAUUGGCGCUGUAUGACAAGAGCAAAGCCAAUUGGGAGUACGUCAGCUACGUUGAAGGCCGCAUCCCCCAAGAAUACGGCUCCGACGCCAUCGAAAUCCCCGGUGCCCGUGCCCUCCUCUCCGCCCUCGAAUCCUCCCGCGCAAACUGGGGAGUCGUAACCUCCGGCACCCGCGCACUGGUCGACGGCUGGCUUGGUGUUCUUGGCCUCGCACACCCACGCGUCCUUGUCGUCGCGGAGGACGUUGAGCUAGGCAAGCCUGACCCGCGCUGCUAUCUACUUGGCCGUGCGAAGCUGGGACUGGAGAACUCGGGUUCGGACUCGAUUGUUGUGCUGGAGGAUGCGCCGUCGGGGAUUAAGGCUGGGAAAGCGGCGGGAUUUAAGGUGCUUGCGCUUGCAUCGACACAUACACUGGGUCAGUUGCGGGAUGCUGGGGCGGAUUGGAUUGUGAGGGAUUUGGAGAGUGUUGAGGUGAAAGGUGUUGAGGGGGGGAGGGUGACGUUGGAGAUUCGGGAUGCGCUUCAAUAGACAUUUGAUCCCAAGUACAGAGUACGGAAGACAUGAUCAGUAAGGCGGGUUUUCACGAUCCAUGGAACAGAAGGUGAAGCUCUGGAUCCUUCGCUCUGUAGAUAGGGUCAAACGAUGUGACAUGUACAUUUGCAUGUAUCUACCUUGCAUGAUAUACGAGUACCUAAGGCCACCCUUGGAAAGAUGAGAUCGACCAUCAACGCCCAACGAAUGAUCAAAUCGAAUCCGGCUAGCCCAUGCCCUGUGUCCUCGUACCGUUAAUUACCGGCUGAUAUAGCCAACGUCUCAUGCUGGGGAUAGAUAUAGAACCCAACUCUACUCCGUACUAUCUGUACAACGCAUGGGGUCCCAUAUGGCAAACGGGUUGCUACCGUUGCUGUUG
Messenger RNA from Aspergillus ruber CBS 135680, 1236 nucleotides. RefSeq names its product HAD family hydrolase. Gene Ontology annotation, molecular function: beta-phosphoglucomutase activity; sugar-phosphatase activity. NCBI's taxonomy places the organism in Eukaryota, Fungi, Ascomycota, Eurotiomycetes, Eurotiales, Aspergillaceae. The coding region runs from base 141 to 854 and encodes 237 amino acids. The record is from RefSeq and is a predicted model, not a curated record. The transcript is spliced from 4 exons.